Tribolium madens (black flour beetle) is the source of this 1033-nucleotide messenger RNA. Its product is annotated as mitochondrial GTPase 1. The transcript has a single exon. NCBI's taxonomy places the organism in Eukaryota, Metazoa, Arthropoda, Insecta, Coleoptera, Tenebrionidae. The coding region runs from base 45 to 998 and encodes 317 amino acids. Gene Ontology annotation, cellular component: mitochondrion. Gene Ontology annotation, molecular function: GTP binding; GTPase activity. The record is from RefSeq and is a predicted model, not a curated record.
AGUGAGGUUAUGUUUAGUUUCCAAAGUGGCUUAAAAUCGUUAAAAUGGCCCAGAAAGUGUCCCCUGACAUGUUCAGGAGCGUCUUCAAGUCGAUCGACAAGGACGUCUUGCGUUGGUUUCCGGGACACAUGGGGCGCGGUCUCAAACAAAUGCAACACAAACUUCGCUCAAUCGACUGUAUUAUUGAGGUCCACGACGCGAGGAUCCCCAUUUCGGGGCGCAACACCGACUUCAAAUACACAAUCAGUGGUGUCAAGCCCCACAUUCUAGUCCUAAACAAAGUAGAUUUGAUCGAUAAAAAAUUGAUCCCUUCGAUAACAAAUCGUGUAAAAAACGAGUUUGAACACGUCAUUUUCACAAAUUGCAAGGACCAGCACUGUAAAGGAGUGAGAAAAGUCUUCCCUCUGGCCCAAAAUCUCAUAAAAAGCUCUGAUAGGUUCAACAGGAGCGAGGCCGAGGACCAGUGUGUGAUGAUAAUUGGGGUCCCAAAUGUGGGCAAGUCGUCGCUGAUAAACGCCCUAAGAGUGCGCAAUUUGCACAAGGGGGGCGCCUCACCGGUCGGGGCAGCCCCGGGAAUUACCCGAAGCGUUUUAACGAGGAUUAAAAUGAGUGAGGAUCCGCUGUGCUACAUGUUGGACACGCCGGGGAUUUUAACACCGAAAAUUGAGAGUACGGAAGUGGGGCUCAAGCUGGCUUUGUGUGCCACCAUUCAAGACCACUUAAUUGGGGAAACUGUCAUAGCUGAUUACUUGCUUUUCUGGUUAAAUAAAAACGGACACUACAAUUAUGUCACCUUUUUCGGACUUGAAAAAGCCACCGAUGAUAUUUUGGAAGUCUUAACACAAAUUAGCAUAAAACACAGGAAAAUGUUGAAGUUGAGAGACAAUAGUAAUAAUUAUAUAUACAGGCCGGAUUUGGACCAUGGGGCCAAAAUCAUGUUACAAGCCUUCAGGAGUGGGGCUUUAGGCAAGAUUAUGCUAGACGCAGACUUACUAUAAUUGUACAAAAUCCCAAAAUUAAUAAAUUUUAUAGU